Penicillium alfredii is the source of this 939-nucleotide messenger RNA. RefSeq names its product PARP-type zinc finger-containing protein. The transcript is spliced from 5 exons. The coding region runs from base 1 to 939 and encodes 312 amino acids. Gene Ontology annotation, molecular function: DNA binding; zinc ion binding. The record is from RefSeq and is a predicted model, not a curated record. Lineage: Eukaryota; Fungi; Ascomycota; Eurotiomycetes; Eurotiales; Aspergillaceae.
AUGGGUACCUAUCGCUUUGAGUUGGCAUCUACUGGCCGCUCCGGCUGCCAGAACAAGGAAUGCAAGGACAACAAGGUCAAGAUCGCCAAGGAUGAGUUCCGUGUCGGUACCUGGGUGGAAACGGAGCGUUUUCAGUCCUGGCACUGGCGACACUGGGGGUGCUGCACUCCCCGCAUGAUCGGCAAUGUCGUGGAGGCCUUGAACGACAUGCAAUCCUCUGAGACCCGGGACUAUAACCUCCUGGAUGGUUACGAAGAGCUGCCCGAGGAGCUGCAGGCCAAGAUCCGUAAGGGACUUGAGCAGGGUCAUGUUGACGACGAGGACUGGAAGGGAGAUGUGGAGAUGAACCGCCCUGGCAAGAGUGGCUUCCGUGCUCGCGGCAAGAAGAAGGCUGAGGAGAAGGAGGUAUGCCGUUUAGAGAAGGCCGAUGGGCAGGAGGCCGAGCCGGCCACUGAGAAUGGCACUACCAAUGAGGAGGAAGAGAAGCCCGUCAAGAAGACCACCAAGGCUACUCGAGGUAAGAAGGCCGCGCCCGCUGAGAAUGCCGACAAGGAUGCCACCUCCGAGCCUCAGCCUAAGCGCCGUGGCCGUGCUUCCAAGGCCGUGCUUGCUAAUGGAGACGCCGAAGCCGAAACCCAGCCCAAGCGACGUGGCCGCGCUCCCAAGGUCUCGCCUGCUGAUGGGGAUGCCGAGGCCGAGCCCAAGAAGCGCGGCCGUCCCUCCAAGGCCGCAGCUACCGACAAAGUCGAGCCCAAGCCCACCAAGAACGGCACCAAGCGCAAGACAGCCAAGGACGACGAGCCCGAGGAAGCGACUAUGGAAAAGCCCAAGCCCAAGCGUGCUCGUGGCAAGACUGCCAACGCCGAGAAGUCUGCGACUGUCUCGGAGGAGCAGGAGAAGCCCAAGGGUCGUCGCCAGAAGAAGGCCGAGGACAACUAA